AUGUCUUGCCGAUCAUCUGCUAGCUUCUGGAAAUCUCAUGUCUUGGUUGCCGUCACUCUCUACCUAGCGAUUGUUGACGCGACUGCAACUUGCACUGUAGAUACCCCCGACAGUAUUCCACCUGGCUACACUUCCUACUUGCAGAAGGAUGCUUCUGUGAAUCUCUACUAUGUUCGUCGCGACAACGCUACUGGUCCCACAGUUGUUCUGCUUCAUGGAUGGCCUCAGAACUGGGCCUCGUGGUACCGUGUCAUGCGGCUUUUCCCCUCAUCAUAUGAUGUGAUUGCCGUCAAUUUGCGCGGUGUGUCGCCUUCCAAUGCUCCAUCGACGGGGUAUACCAAGGCAAUCAUGGCUCGAGACAUUCGGGCACUUCUAAAUUCCUUGAAUCUACGAAAAGUCCAUCUUGUGGGUCAUGACAUCGGUGGGAUGGUGUCCUACGCCUUUGCGGUGCAGUAUCCGAAAAGAGCUCUCAGCCUCACAAUAAUUGAUGUUCCAUUGCCUGGAACUCCCGCCUUUGAUCAAGUAAACGUGGAUCCUCGGGCAUGGCACUUUGGCUUCAACGCUGCGAAAGAAUUUCCGGAAGCACUUACAACCGGACGUGAAAGUUUCUUCUACUCGAAAUUCAUGCGGGAGUUGUCUGGCGGACCUGAUGCUCUCACGCCACAAGAAAUUCGAGUUUCGGUCAAUGCAUACAGCGUGCCAUCGACGGCCCACGCUGGUUUCGAGUGGUAUCGCGCGUUCGCCCAAGAUGCAGAGGACAACAAAGAAUUCGCCGAGCGGGAGAAACUCACCCUUCCAGUUCUAGCAUUGACUGGAAGCAUUCUGUCGCCAGAGCCUUACGUUUUUUUUAUGAUGCAAGAUCUGGCAAAGAAUGUUUCCGGGCAUUCUAUAGAUUCAGGGCACUUUAUCCCUGAAGAGGCACCCGAGCAGCUGGUAAAGCUUGUGACAGCCUUCCUACCAAAGUAA
Molecule: messenger RNA, 966 nt
Organism: Chondrus crispus (carragheen)
Lineage: Eukaryota; Rhodophyta; Florideophyceae; Gigartinales; Gigartinaceae
Exons: 1
Coding region: 1-966 (321 amino acids)
Molecular function (GO): catalytic activity
Source: RefSeq, a predicted model, not a curated record